UGUAGUGAAUUAUAGAUGACCUGGGUUCUCUUAACAACGGGAAGUGACACAUACAGCUGUAUAAAAGGAAUAAAGCAUGGCCAUUUCUCCCCCUGUGGUCAUUUAGCAAAUACUGUCCGACCACGGUGAAACAUGUAAAAACAACGUUGAUAAUAAGAAUAACUUUGAGGGAAGGAGAGUUAUAGGUGCAUUCUUCGUCAAUUUAUUAUCUACAAAUUAAAAAAACUAAACGAUCCUGUCAUUAAACCCGUAGAAUGUGAUAAUAGAUCAGGUGAACAGUCGAUGAAUAAUUGAGACGCUUUCAGAGAUUUCAAUCUGGUUUGAUAUUUCACCACUUCAAACUGACAAAUGAUAUUAAAUAUGGAAACUUCAACUUUGUUCGAAGACAGUUUCGUCGACACAUUUGAUGUUUUAUCAUCCUCAGGCUCGUCAAUUCAAGUGGGUUGGAAAUUAAAAGCGGCAAAUAUACCUCUAGUGCGGCAAUUUCAGGUGCAUUAUCAAAAGGUUGCAAGCCAAUAUAUUCAAUACGGACCAUUGCUUCACGCAAAUGAACGUGAAUAUGAAGUAGAACAUUUAGUAGCAGACACAUACUAUAAAAUUUGUCUCGUUGUGUACAGAAGCAAUACAACAGAUUAUCGAGAAUGUACGGAUGCCUCAACAACAAACUGGCAACUACCUGUUUCAGUGGGAAGCAGCAUAGGGGCUAUGUUGGCCCUUUCAGUUAUUGUACUUAUCGUCUUGUUGUCAAGGUGCAAAGUUCCUCUUCGAUACAGAGGAAAGAAAUCGAAAAGCUCAACCAGAUACGACACAAUUCCAUCGAUGUACCGUGAUGACCAGCAGUUUGAGUGCAGUGAAACUGUUACACACGGCAAUGACGACGACUUUGUGUCCGAAUUUGACGACGAAGCAUUCUAUGAAGUUCCUCUUCAUGAUCAUACACGGUCAAUGCGGACUGUGAAUCCUGACAAAUCAGCGAUACAAAACGGCCAAUGCCGUUGCCAUGUACAUCCUCACGGCCAGGCAAACAGUCAACAUAGAAAUUCAUUGGGACGGAUAAAUUGCUCACAGCCCCAUCAUCAUACGCGACAAUUUCGGGCAUACUCUAUACAAGCUAAUGGUAGUGUUUGCUUUUUUAAUCAGCCAUGUUCACCGUUAGCGAAAGAUCCGAAAAUACCGCCGUUAAUGAGACAGGACUCAAAACAAGACAAAAAUAUCUCCCCCACAGGAUAUAAGCAUACGCCCAAUACACCUUUCACACGUUCAAUGUCGCUUAAAGAAUAUCCAACAACACGGUCAGAUAUUACCAUGCCAGAACAAAAGGUUGGCUCACCACCCGCUCAGGCUUUUACAUUCAUCGACGAGAUUCCAGAAGUUUUUCAUCGAAAACAUCUUCAAAGUCCAACAUGUCUGCUGAGGUAUCAGCAACUACACCAAGCAGAGCUGUAA
Mya arenaria is the source of this 1446-nucleotide messenger RNA. RefSeq lists its product as uncharacterized. The record is from RefSeq and is a predicted model, not a curated record. The coding region runs from base 349 to 1446 and encodes 365 amino acids. NCBI's taxonomy places the organism in Eukaryota, Metazoa, Mollusca, Bivalvia, Myida, Myidae. The transcript is spliced from 2 exons. Gene Ontology annotation, molecular function: protein binding.